AUGAUGAUGGACGUUGGAGCUCUGCGGCAAUGGCUGAUCGCGACCGCGUUCGUUCUCGGCAGCUGUGGCAAUGUUUUCGCACUAUGGAUCUUGUACAAAUCGGCGAAAACACGGAAUGCCAAGCAUGUGUUGAUGCUGCGAUGUUUGGCCGUCAACGAUUUGGUCGCCCAGCUGGGCAUGCUCACGUUGAUGGUGCUGCCCAAGAUGGUAUCCAUUCCGAUUUAUUGGAUGUGUGUAUUAUUUGUGAUGCUGCGCGCUUUUGGUUUGGGUUCUGGGUGUGUGGCGCUCGUGAUGGCCAUCGAGCGAUGGCUCGCUUUGACUAGGCCAUUUGUCUAUCAACAGUACGUCACGAAAGUAUUCCUUGGACGAACAAUUUUUCUGUUGUGGGUGUUUGCUGCACUGUUGACAUACACUCCGUUUUUUGGGUUUGGCUUGUUCUAUGAGAACGGAAAAUGUUGUCGCUAUCGUCAAGCCACCGAAGUCUUAGACAUCGUUUACGCCUAUUUGUUUCUGCUUUUCGGUAAUUGCAUCGUCCUUAUCAUUUUCGAUUGUGCUAUUUAUGUGUUUGCAGGAACAACUUUGUGCUUCUGCAUCGCUUAUUUCAACUCGCAGGUGUUUGUUGCCUUGAGCCGUAUUGGGCGCAAACAGGAAAAGGUACUAAUUCGACGCGUGAGUCGCGCGAUCAUUACCCAAAAUGGCGUCAACCACAAAAAUAUCCCUACCACUGAGGAAUUGGCCUUUGCCAAACUGAUGGCAUUUAUUUGCAUCGUAUUCGUCGCAUGCUGGAUGCCUCAAAUGAUAUCAAUUCCGUUGACGCAAUUUUUUCCGACAAGUAAAUUUUGUGCGAUCUUUUCGCGUAUUGCUGAUGUCUUGAUGUGCGUUUACUUUAUGCUGGAUCCAUACAUUUAUGUUCUACAUCAGCAUGUGGAAAAGACACGUUUUCGUAUUGGUUUCACCCGUCAAAGGUCUUCGGAAAAUGCUACAACUACUCCGAAUAAUACACCCACAACGGAUUUACUCGAGAAGCCACGCUUUGAUGUUCCCGAGACGGUUUAGUAUCUUAAGGGAACUGUAUUACCGCGCCAGCUACUGCUUAGAAUUUUCAUCAUGAUUACACAAAUUGUCAUCAUUUCAUUUACAAUUUGGCGUCAGUGAGCUGGAGCAAACGGCGGCUUUGAUGUGUCAAUAAAUUAAAAUAAAUGUUA
This is a messenger RNA of Dalotia coriaria, 1205 nucleotides long. Its product is annotated as melanopsin. Bases 1 to 1056 code for a protein of 351 amino acids. The transcript is spliced from 3 exons. The record is from RefSeq and is a predicted model, not a curated record. Gene Ontology annotation, cellular component: plasma membrane. Gene Ontology annotation, molecular function: G protein-coupled receptor activity. NCBI's taxonomy places the organism in Eukaryota, Metazoa, Arthropoda, Insecta, Coleoptera, Staphylinidae. Gene Ontology annotation, biological process: inflammatory response; positive regulation of cytosolic calcium ion concentration; adenylate cyclase-activating G protein-coupled receptor signaling pathway.